Zonotrichia albicollis (white-throated sparrow) is the source of this 1585-nucleotide messenger RNA. NCBI's taxonomy places the organism in Eukaryota, Metazoa, Chordata, Aves, Passeriformes, Passerellidae. The record is from RefSeq and is a predicted model, not a curated record.
AUGGCUCAUUCUCGUUCAGCACGGGACUUUGUUGCACUUUCAGAUCUGCAUCCAAACCUUGCUCGUCCUAAUGUAAUCGGGCUGGUUAUUGGGAAAACAGAUGUCAGAAGCUUUCCAGACCGAAAAAACAUUGGCACUGAGAGAUACACCUUCAGUUUCACCAUUCGUGAUUCCCCAACUUAUUUCAUUAAUGUCCAGUCCUGGGGCAGAGAAGAGUACAUCAGAUCCCUCUCAGAAAGCUUCAGGGUUGGUGACUGUGGUUAUGUUUUAUUCUUCCAAACACUGAAUAGAGGACAAGUGACUUCUUCUCUUUUCCUCAAGGUUGGGGAGCCAAAGUAUUUCAUGACUUCAGACAAAAGGAAAGGCCAGAGGUGUGAAGUAAAGCUGUAUGAUGAAACAGAGAGGUCUUUCCCAAUAGUAUGCUGGGAUAACGAAUCCAUCCAGCUGGCACAGAGUUGGAUCCCCCAAGAAACAGUUAUAUUUGCAUCAGAUGUGAGAAUCAAUUUUGACAAAUUUAGGAACUGCAUGACUGCAACUGUGAUAUCCAAAACCAUCAUUACAACUAACCCAGAAACAGCAGAAGCAAAUGUUCUCUUCAGCUUCAUCAAAGAGAGUGCCCAGGCAGGAGCUCUGCCCAGCCCCAUGAAGGAGCUGCCAAAUGAAACCAUUAACUUGGAGACUGUAGUGGAUGUCUACACAGUGGAACAGCUGAAAGAAAAAGCUCUGCAGAGUGAUGGGAAGCUGGAGCCUGUCCAUGGAAUUAUUUAUGGCUACAUUUCCACCCUGGACAUCGACGAGAGCGUGUCCAGAGUGCUGCGCAACAGAUGCUCAGUGUGCCGGUUCAUUGUCAAUGAGGGCUCAAACUCCUGCACCUUCUGCACCGACGUCUCUGCAGAGGCCAAGUCCACCUUUGCCAGCUUUGACAUCCUGGUGGAUGUGUCAGACCACACCGGCACCCUGCGCUCCUGCUGCCUGGCUGACACUGUGGCUGAGGACACCCUGGGCUGCACAGUCACUGAAUUCCUCAUGCUGGAAGAUGACCAGAGGACUGCACUGAAAUGGCAACUCCUCUUGGAACGAAGCAAGAUUUACUUCAAAGUUACUUCAUCACCCAAUUGGAGAACUGGAUUAAAAGUGAAUCUUCUUUCCUGCAAACUGGCAGAUCCCAUAGAGGCCAGUCAGAGCUUUUUGGCAAGAGACUGGAAUUAUUUAUAAAUGCUAGGAAAGGCUUCCUUCACUCUGUUGUUAGAGAUGGAAUUCUGCUGUUGCUGGGUUUUGCCAAGUCUGUUCUGAUGGUAAAGGAGAAGUGCACGUUACAAUACCUCUAUGUGGGCUUCUGAGUUCAUGUUUUUGGGUGAUUAAAAAGUGUACUUGGGCCUCAGCUUAAAUGUUACUUUACCAAAUUCAACCCCUUUCAAGGGGGCUGGAAAUUUCCUCACUCAGCUGAGAUCUUUGAAAAAAUCAGAAAUAACAAAUAGGUUAAAAUAGAUCUGUUGAACUGUGGUUUUAACUGGUUUGCUGCUUUUGUGUUAAAGAAAUAAAGACCCCCCUUGAAACACUGCCUGGGUUUGUGCUGCACCUUGCU